Messenger RNA from Silurus meridionalis, 3117 nucleotides. It is a transcript of the gene c1galt1lb, whose product is annotated as core 1 synthase, glycoprotein-N-acetylgalactosamine 3-beta-galactosyltransferase, 1b. The transcript is spliced from 4 exons. Lineage: Eukaryota; Metazoa; Chordata; Actinopteri; Siluriformes; Siluridae. Gene Ontology annotation, molecular function: N-acetylgalactosaminide beta-1,3-galactosyltransferase activity. The coding region runs from base 676 to 1797 and encodes 373 amino acids. The record is from RefSeq and is a predicted model, not a curated record. Gene Ontology annotation, cellular component: membrane.
UGUGAGUGUGUACACAGCAGAAUAUAUAUAUAUAUAUAGUGUGUAUAAGAGCAAAAGUAAGUGCACCUUGGUCAGAAUGAGGUCACAUGACCGACACUGCAGGCUCGUGAGAUGAACUCUGAGCUCUUAAACUUCUCUCAAAUGAAACCCAGCACUUCGUAUUGAUGAUAUUAAAAAAGCAGCUCUGAUGUAGGAACUAAGUGCAGCGGAAAUCGGAACAUCUCCGUUCCUGAGCUUCAGAUGUGCCAGAAUGUAGUGGUUUUCAGUUUAAUAGCUUUACAAACACAUCAUUCUGUUCAGACCUGCUUAAUCCUGCUUCAAGUUGUUAAUCUGGUCCCAAUGUUACAGAUAAUCAAACGAGCCCAAAGGACUUCUUAUUGGGUCAUGCUACAUGUACUAAACUCAGGACUGAUCUUCAGGCAGAAGAAUCUCGCUGUGUUUUUUUUAGACUGAUCUAAAUGACGGUAUUUGAUUAAUGGAUAAUAAAACUCUCCCAAAUGACUCAUAGACUUCGACUAAAACAUUAAGGUCAUUGGUUAAACCUAUAAAUCGGUCGUGCUACAUUCACCAAACCCAGGAGUGUCCUUCAGCCUGGCCAGGUGGAGCUCAUCAGGUUUCCACACAACCCCAUCAAGCUAAGGAGCUGCAGAACUGAGGAGCUUCCGUGAGCGUUUGAUGAAGAUGGUGAAGAUGUUUCAGAUAAAAGGGCUCUGCUCUCGCUCCUCGUUCUACGUGGGCUUCCUGGUGGGGACAUGUUUCCUGUACAUGAUCCUGAACCAGGCCGUGUUCUCACACAACGUCUCGCUGAAACAUGACUCCGUGGUCCCGAGUAGUCCAGGGCAUCAAGAAAACAAGCACUGGAGGAAGGAGAAGUCUGCGCUGUAUAACAUCGACCACCCCCACCACAUCGACGAGGACGGCGUCCUGGCGGACUCCCUCUACAAGCGCGUCCGCAUUCUAUGUUGGGUGAUGACGGGCCCCAACAACCUGGAGAAGAAAGCUCGUCACGUGAAGGCCACGUGGAGCCGUCACUGCAACACCGUGGUGUUCAUGAGCUCGGUGGACGACCCGGACUUCCCUACCGUGGGACUCAACACCAAGGAGGGCCGCGACCAGCUGUACUGGAAGACCAUCCACGCCUUCCGCUACGUCCUGGAGAAGCACAUCGACGAUGCCGACUGGUUCCUCAAAGCCGAUGACGACACCUACCUGGUGGUGGACAACCUGCGCUGGGUGCUGGCAGAACACUCGCCGGACGAACCCGUGUACUUCGGGCGCCGCUUCAAGCCCUACAUCAAGCAGGGCUACAUGAGCGGCGGCGCCGGCUACGUCCUGAGCCGAGAGGCCCUCAAGAGGUUCGUUCAGGGCUUUCAAACCAAAAUGUGCACCCACACGUCCUCGGUGGAGGACCUCGCCCUGGGACAGUGCAUGGAGAAAGUAGGCGUGGUCCCUGGAGAUUCCCGGGACACGCUCCAAAGAGAGACAUUCCAUCCCUUCGUUCCAGAUCAACACCUCACUGCUAAAUUCCCUAAGAGCUUCUGGUACUGGAAGUACGGCUACUACCCCAUCGUUGAGGGUCCUCAGUGUUGCUCGGAUCUGGCCGUGUCCUUCCACUACGUCAACGCUCAGAACAUGUACCUGCUGGAGUAUUACACCUACCACCUGCGUGCCUUCGGCUACAGCUACCGCUACCAGCCCCCGGAGCCUCGCCUGGACCACCAGUCACACGAAGCAGAGGAACACCCCCAUCCUGAACGUCCUGGAGAUCCUAACGAUCCAGAACACAACAAUAUCUAAACCUUUUUUCCUCUAUUUCACUCAAAUGUACUCUUUUAUUUCAGUACUCUAUUAAUGUGGGAUCUGGGGUUUUUUAUUAAUACUGAUCAUGUACUGUGUGCGUGUGCGUGUGCGUGCGUGUGCGUGUGCGUGUGCGUGCGCGUGGGUGUGAACACAGUCUGUUUUGUUGUUUGUGGGCGAAACUGCAUAAUAUAAUCAGGUUGUAAUGUCAAAAAAACACCAGGAACACGACCAAUCGUAAUCGGAUGAUCUCGUGUAAGUAACGUCAGUUUGAAGGCGAAGCGGCGACGUGUUUAACGUGAUCAUUUCGGGCUGGACUUUGAGUCACGAACAUUUACACGUUUCUGCGCUGUUUUUGUUUCCCUUCUAUACUUUUUGUUUAUUCCAUGGAACAGAAUGCUGGUAAAAUGUCGAAUGAGAAGGUGGAGCAGCUCUUGGCCACACCUCUUUAUUAACCACGCCCCCUUUUCCUUUACUCAAUUGUCUCUUGAACAUGAGAACAAAAAAUUAGACGCACUUGAAGAUGUUCUUACACUCCUGGAUCUCCAAAAUCCAUUCUGAUUUCUCUCCAGAGAUCACUCCAACAUCUGCCCCGUGAUUCUAUAUUUCUUUUAAUGGACAUUGAGAUCUUUUCCUGAUCCUGCAUUUUUCUGAACCAACAUGAACAUCUGCCCUCUGAUCCUCCAUUUAUUUCUUUUAGAAAUACUAGUUCCUGUUGAAGAAGCUGCUCUGAGAACACACCUUUUUCACGGCAGAACAAACGUGGAGAUGCCGAGCGAUCAACAAACGGACUUAAUAACCUGGAAGUGCUUCAUGUUGAUGCCACCAGAGCUCAAAUCGAGUCACGUCUUAUGGGGUUCCCAGUUGUUGUGUAAUUCAUAUAUUUUGUAGUAAAAUAAUCUUGGAGACCCCCCAAGUCUAUUUUUUACUUGUCAUGGGGGUCCCUAAUGCCUUAUGGGGUCCCGGAUCCCCACAGCCCCCCUCAGUUCGAGCACUGGUUGCCAUGGAAACCCCAUCAGUGGUGCAGUCUGUACAUUAGUGAAGUUUGAUAUGAAUUGAAGGUUAUUAGUUUACUUGCUGUCAUUGUUACCUGAUCAUCAGUUUGUUUAUUUUUCCGUGCUGAAGAACAACCCGGUGUGUUUCUGUCUCACGUCUCAAAUCUUCUGUAAUUUUAUGAAAACCGGAGUGAACGUGUAGAUUUAUUUGUUGUUAUAUUUUUUCUCUCUAAAAUUGUGUGUGUGUGUGUGUGUGUGUGUGUGUGUGUGAGAGGACUUAUUUAUAGAUUCAGAAAUGAAGAAAAUCGCCGAGAUGCUGACAUGA